Messenger RNA from Esox lucius (northern pike), 3822 nucleotides. It is a transcript of the gene mon1a, whose product is annotated as MON1 secretory trafficking family member A. Bases 322 to 1920 code for a protein of 532 amino acids. The record is from RefSeq and is a predicted model, not a curated record. Gene Ontology annotation, biological process: protein targeting to vacuole; vesicle-mediated transport. Lineage: Eukaryota; Metazoa; Chordata; Actinopteri; Esociformes; Esocidae. The transcript is spliced from 6 exons.
CGGCUUGGUGAAAUAACAAUGCAUCAGUAACGAAAAUGUAAAAAAAAAUAAGACGAAUCUUCAAAACCUCCUGGAAAAAAUACAGAUGAAGUUGUAACCGGUUGGAACGUACCAAUUGGUAGAGAAAAAAUACGUCAUUCCCCAUAAUUCAACCAUAGAGCAACUGUUCUCCCGUGACCUAUUUUGAAGACGUGCUAGCCCAACCAAGCUAACUAGAGGCAACGAUUGAAACUGCAAUAUACGGAUAACACAUGUUAAAACAUGUAUUUUAAUUCGACACGAAGAAAUACAAGGUUGUUGUUGAAUUAGUAGGCACUUGGGAUGGCUGGAGACGUCCACAACAAGGGUGUGUCAUGGGAGGUCCAGCAGAAUGGCACCCUGGCACCAGUUGACCGUCUGCGCAACGAUAGGUCGGAGAGCCCAACCCCAGGUCUGGUAGAGGGCACAGAACCAGGUGCUGGCCAGGAGAGUGCAAUGUUUGUUCAUGCACAGUCUUUUGAGGACCUGACUGCUGACAAUGAGGUGCCCACCGAGACAGAACCUAAAGGAGACUCUGUGCUAGGGGAGUCAGUAGAGGAGGAGGCUCUGUGUCUGGCUGCUGAGGAGAAGAUCCAGGAAGAUCUGCAGCCAGCGGUGGCGUUAGAGGAGGAGGAGGUGCGCUCAGAAAGCAGGAGUAAGGAAGAGGAUGUGUGUACUGAGGCCUGGCGUAGCCACAGGAAGCAUGUGUUUGUCCUCAGCGAGGCAGGCAAGCCAAUCUACACCCGCUACGGCACAGAAGAAGCCCUCUCCAGUACCAUGGGGGUCAUGAUGGCCCUUGUCUCCGUCGUCGAGGCAGACAAAAAUAUCAUUCGGUCCAUUCACGCAGAUGGUUACAAAGUGGUGUUCCUUCGCAAGACCCCUUUGGUCCUGGUGGGCGUGUCCCGGACCUGUCAGUCAGACCUUGAGCUGACCCGUGAGCUGCAGUACAUCUACUACCAGAUCGUCAGUCUGCUCACCCUCACCCAGCUCAACCACAUUUUCCAGCACAAGCAGAACUACGACCUCCGCCGCCUCCUAGCAGGCUCAGAGCACCUCACGGACAACCUUCUGCAGAUGUUGGACCGUGACCCAGGCCUGCUCCUCAGCGCAGUCACUUGCCUUCCCCUGGCCAGCUCCACCCGUGACCUGGUUUCCUCCAGCCUGCAGGCGGCCAAGGCGAAGAAUUUGGUCUUCUCCAUCCUUCUGGCUGGGGACCGCCUAGUGACCCUGGUGCGCAAAAAGGACCAGUACCUGCACCACAUGGACCUGCACCUGCUUUUCAACCUGGUGGGCUCCUCGUCCUCUUUCCGCGAGGGUGAGGGCUGGACGCCUAUCUGCCUCCCGAAGUUUAACACAGCCGGGUUCUUCCAUGCCCACAUCUCCUACCUGGAGCCGGCCUCCGACCUCUGCCUCAUCCUGGUUUCCACCGACAGGGAGGAUUUCUUCAACCUGUCCGAAUGCAAGCACCGCUUCCUGGAGCGGCUGAGCAGACGCAGUGCCUACCAGGCCCUAAAGGAGGCGCUGAAGUGCCCCAGCUACUCUGUCACCCAGGUCGGCAUACCAGAACUAAGGCACUUUCUGUACAAGUCAAAGAGCUCCGGCCUCUACACAAGCCCUGAGUUGUCCUUACCAUACCAGUCUGAGGAGGAGCAGGAGAGGCUCAUGGGAUUGUACCAGUACCUCCACAGCCGACUGCACCACCCGAAACGACCCCUCCGCUCCGUCUACCGCUGCGGUGAGACUGAGAACCUGAUGGCUUGGGUGACGAGUGGCUUUGAGCUCUACCUCUGUUUCAGUCCCCUGGGUACCAAGGCUUUGGCUGUGGCUGCUGUCAAUAAGCUUCUGAGGUGGAUAAGGAAGGAGGAGGACCGCCUCUUCAUCCUUAGUCCACUGACAUAUUGAGCCCCGAGCCCUGUUCACCCAGCUGACCGAUCCACCGCUCCAAGAAGCCUGGACAUCUGAACCUGCUGCCUUGUGACUGUUGAAGUCGGACGGCCACUAUUUCAGGCCUUGGUUGUAGUGUCAACAAACCACAAUACAUCACUUGUGCAUAUGGGGUGUAUUGAUGUCACACUGCAUGGAGCGCUGGUUAGUUCUACCAUACUAACAUGAGGUUAGAUGCCUUAGUGUAAGGUAAUAAACAUAUCAGACUAAGGUAAUAAACAUAUCAGACUAUUUUUAUAUAAAAAUAUAUAGAGAUUAUAUAAUUAAUCAUGAUUGGUGGGUAUUAUCAUUGGAACUGAGAGCAAACCUAUCUUGAAAGACUUUAGCAGUAAUCGGGACUUCAGCAUCAGGUUUAAGGAGUGGUAAGUCAGUAGUCAUAUUUGGUUUCAUUUGAGAUCAGCUUUGUGAGUUAUUUUUGCACACAUUGACAAUGUAACAAGCAAUUAACUGGAUAUUUAUGUGGUGGCCAUCAAUGGUUGCAAUAGGCCCAUGCAGUCUGUGGGUACUUUUUGCUGACCAAGGUUUGCUCGAAUGUUUGCUACGUUCCAGAACUAUUUGUACUGAGCCAUGUUUCCACAAAUGUUCUUUAGCAGACUUUAAAUUACGUCAGCUCCUGUUUGUGGGUAUAGUGAGGGAUGUGUUUCCUGGACAGUUGCCUUGCUGAUAGUUCCCCAACCCAAAACCCCUCACGUUUCUUCAGCUGGUUCAUUACAGCACAGUUUUGGUUCAUUGAACUUUCCGGAACGUAAAGUUUACUUUUUUAGUGAUUGGUAUUGAAAUCCUGUUCUGUCAUCAGGGCUUACACAACUACUAUGUAAUUUUUAGGUUGAUGUGCAGUUACUCUAUGGGAAUAGAGACAUGUAGCAGACAUUUCAAAUAAUAACAAUGUUGACAUUUGUGAUGCUGAGUUACUAAAAUGUUAUUUUUCAAACUAACAGACCUGAUACUGUAGGAAUCACCAUCUGGACAUAAAUGCUGUUUGUUGUUUUUGCAAUAACCUAGAGAUAUACCAUAUGAAACAGAUAAUCUUUAAAAUGUGCUGGGUUAAUGUAUUUGUACAAUUCGAUUCCAUGUCUGACAUGUAGGCUAGUUGUCUAUCAGGGUAGUUUUAGACUAGCCAAGAUGAUCUAUCUAGGACAGGGUAUGGAAGUCAAGUGCAAGGGUUAACUUUCUAGGAAAACCACAUUCCUGUGACUCAAUACUACAAAUUCAUCUCACUGACUGUGAUGUUUAUGAAACUCAGAAUUAAUCAUUACAUGCAUACACUUCAAAUGUUUUCCAUUUACAUUCUUACCAUUAACAUUUUUGUUGAUUGGAAUAUUGUUUUUAAUGCUAUAUAAUUAUUUCUUUUGAUUUUCCCUGCCAAAGAUGCUGUACUUUGAAACUAUAUUUUAAGAUGGGAAUGUCUGUUAUAAUAUAUAUAUAUAAUUUUUUUUAUGAUUUGGAUGGAGUUGAUGAUUGGGAUGAAUUUUCUAUUCGCUUGGUCUGAAAAUUAAUAGCCACUGGCUUGUGGGCUAGUUUAAUUUUAGUCCAUUGCAUUUGAUUGACUUAAACACUGUGAUGUUCAAUCUUGAUUUUUUUUUUUUAAUGUUCUAUAGUAACAAUGGCUUUCCAUAAUCAUCUAACAACUGGCUUCAGAGGUGUUGAAUGUAGUUGUAUUUAGUAACUAUUUAACCACAUGCAAAAACUAUUUGACCGUUGCUUUCAAAAAUUGCUCAUAGACUUAGUAUUAUUCUAAGAUUCAUGUUCAUUCCAAAACCUUCACUUCAGCCUAAGCAUCACAAAAGCCAAUGUAUCUGAGUAAUUUGCCAUUCUUAUUUAGGAUUUGCUUUAUAAAUAAAUUGGAUAUUCAUUUUUGAA